UGUUAGUUAAAGCUUGUUAAUGUCAGACACUACCUUAUGUUUGGAUUUAAACUCAUGUACCUGUGUUUGUUUUAAACAUAUAGGUCAAUUCUAGGUUAUGAAUAUUAACAUCAGUGUAUAGCGGCUAUGAUAACAGUGUUGUUAAAUAUGUUAAUUAAAACUUAUGAAACAUGCCAUGUAAUUAACGUGUGGUCACGGAAUGUGCAUUGGGUGUUUAUAGUCACUGGCGAAAAUUGAGAAGUGAUUGCAAAAUAUUUGUCCUGUUCGAUAAGAAAAAUAUGGUUCUUUUAUACUAAUUUUCAUCAAAUACAAAAAGAACUUGAGAUGAUUAAUAUGAUAAAAGGGCUAAUUUAGGGUUAUCUUGCUUACCUUUUCAGAAUGUCCUUACAGUUAGAAUUUUUGUGCAUGGAUAUAUAUCGUAAACAUUUCAUCCUAAUUUUUUUUUCUCCUGUUAUCAUAUUGUGAAGCUAUACCAACUACCAAAAGCUGUUGUAUCAACAACAAUCUCUAAUGUUGGUGAUGUCAUUGUAAUCUUUGUUUUUAAAUAGUUUAUGAAUUAACUUAGUUUUUAUAUGGAAUUGUAGCAUAUCUUAACAUGGAAUUAUAGUCUAAAAGAAAAAUAAAUAAAAUGGAAGAAGAAGGAGGUUACGAUUAUGAGGUGUCUUCUGAAAUAACAAACGAAUUAAAGUGCAUGAUAUGUUUGAGAUUGAUGAAGAAUCCAUUACAAUUGGCAUGUGGACAUGGAAUGUGCAAGUCUUGUUUUGAUAAACUUGUUGUAGAUGCAGAAAAAAGGUAUGUUGACAUACAAUGUCCAAUCUGUAGGACCACAUUAGAGAAAGAUGAGGUAUUUUGUGAUAAAAUGAUAAACAGAGUAAUCUUGUCAGUAAAAGUUAAAUGUCAACAUGCUAGCAAAGGUUGUGAAUGGAAUGGAACUGUCGACGAAGUGCAGAAUCAUUUAGGAAAAAAUUGUGAAUAUGAGUUGCUAACAUGCCCUUAUGAAGGCUGCAACAUGGCUUUACAGCGUCGUUUGUUAGAUGAGCAUGAACGGCAGUGUCUUUACAGAUUACACAACUGCGGACAUUGUGAAAAGCCUAUCGUUUUUAAAGAUUUAGAGGAACAUCUUAAAUUAUGUGACUUUUUAAUCUUACCAUGUCCCAAUGGUUGUUCUGGGUACACAGCUCCUCGUGUACAGAUGAGGGACCACAUUAAUACGACUUGUAAAUAUCAAAUUGUUCCCUGUACAUUUGCAUUUGCUGGCUGUAAAUCACAAAUUCAUCGUGAAUUCUUGGAAAGGCACAAACAACUUUCAACAAAGUACCACUUAGAAAUUGUAAUGUCUGAAAACAAAAGACUCCAAGUGGUAAAAGCGAACGUUGAUAAACAUAUUCAAGCAGAAAUAACAUGGUAUUCUGAAAAAAUUAUUUGUGUGAUAAAAAAGGUUGUUGAACCUGACAAAUUAAAAAAAAUAAUGUCAAGAAUUGAUAAAAAUGUUCAUGAAUGUCGAGUGAACUUUGCUGACAUUGUGAGCCAAUUUGAUCAAGAUUUUUGUUUAUUAAAAGGUGAAUUAAAGAGCUUGCAUGACUUUCUUGAACACGAGAAAACGAAAAUUAGAGAUCUUGUUACAGGUUUUUUGUACGAUAUACCCCCUUGUUUGGUUACCGAACACAUUGAAACUAUGAAAGAGGAAAUAUUUCCACCACUGUCUUCAUGGCAAACAAUUAACGAAGUGACAUCAGAGAAUCUUAAUUUGUACAAAGAAGAUUUGCGAAUGCAGUUAGAAGAAAAUUUAAAGAAAUUACCUACUGUUUGUCCUCAUGAAAGAUUUCAUGCAAUGCUUGAAUUAAUGGACUUACAAAAGCUUUAUGUUUUUAAAACAUUUGCCGUUUGUAAGUGUGAUUUGGAAAUUGAAUAUGAGGAAGGCCUUUUUACAUGUAUUUUGGACACAACUAACUUUGGAAUUCAAAAGGUAGCUAAAAAACAUGUGGAUUGUAUUCACUAUAAAAGGUUAGGUAUGUUUAGACAAAACAUUAAUGAAAUCAUCGAAGCAAGAUAUGAAGAAGAUGUUGAUUUGUUUCACUUUGAUGAAAAUGUGGAUGAACUGAAGGCCCAACGUUUUAUCGAACAUGAUGUAUUUCUUUUAAAGUUAUUCCAUUAGUAAAAUCUAAUCUGAUUAUUGUUCUAUAGAAAAUUAGUGUUGUGUGUAUCAUUUGGUUUUAGUUCUGACCUCCAAUAGGUGAAAUGUUUUGUAUGUCUUAGAAAGAAGACAGCACUACUGAAAGUUAAAGGUAUAUUCUAUCUUUGGUUGUUGAAGAUGCAACUUUUAUUCUAUGCAGAAAUUUUACCUAGUGGAGUGAAAACUUCUUUUUUAAAUUAGAAGGGUUUUGAACAAUUUUAAAAA
Hydractinia symbiolongicarpus is the source of this 2398-nucleotide messenger RNA. Its product is annotated as TNF receptor-associated factor 3-like. Lineage: Eukaryota; Metazoa; Cnidaria; Hydrozoa; Anthoathecata; Hydractiniidae. The record is from RefSeq and is a predicted model, not a curated record. The coding region runs from base 629 to 2155 and encodes 508 amino acids. Gene Ontology annotation, molecular function: zinc ion binding. The transcript has 7 exons.